AUGUCUUCUAGGAGCCAACAGCGCCUUUCGAUGAUUUCCAAUUCUUCUGGUGCUCCAAACCGCAACUCGGGCUCCAGGCACCACGCCCACUCGGUCUCGCUCGGGAGUAUCAAUACGUCGAACCGAGUUACGAGGAGAAGAAGCAACGCAUCAAACGUGAACAGCGUGGCAGCACUCAGGGCUGCUUUGGACGAGUCCACAAAGGUCCUUGAUAUACCGAAGCACGGCCAGUCCAGGCCGACGCUUGACCUGGGGAGAAACAACAGCAAUGAUGGGGAUCAAGGAUACCGAGCAAAACCCGAAGACUCGGCCAUUGCCGACGGCUUCUUGCCUGCUAGGCACAACAAUGGCGCGCCGAAAGCACGUGCAAGGCGUGCCAGUGAAGGCUCUCACCUUAUUAAAGGGGAAGGCAAGAGGUCCAGUGGGGAGCUGAGGUGGGAGCACGAUCCUGCCUGGGCCUACACCUCUAAGCUCCUCAUCUCUAAGCAUCAGCAGGUGCAACUGCUCGAAGCCGCCUCAGUGCUUGUCAAUAUGAAUGUGGAUGCCGACCUUGAGCCCUUAAAGCGUGGCGAAAGUGACAGCUCGUCCUUGUCGCCAGGUGCUUCGGGAUCCUCUGAGACGAACGAUGACUAUUAUGACGCAUAUAGCUCGGCUGAGACCACACCUCCCCCAACGGCAGAAUCUUACAGCUAUCCAGAGGGAAUCAGUACAGGCAGGACCAAGCGAUCGAGCGGACUAAGCUCAUUGUAUUCAAGAUCUUACCAAUCCGCUCCUUCUAGCUCUCUCCCCGGUAUCAGCGGCUUCCCUCAUUAUACUUCCGGCAUGAGUGGAGAGGAAGAGAGUGGGCUUGCCGCUGCAGUGGAGACACUCUGCAGUUUCGGCACACCAAGGAGUGGCCCAGUCCUUCUACCCUCCGACGUGCCACCUGUACCACCUUUACCUGCGCGUUAUGCUGAGGAGCACCAGGCGACUAAAUCCGGGAGUAUCUUUGCGCAGUCCGACUUGGGCUUACCAAGUCCGUCAUACCAACCCCUGUCCAGCGAGCGAGAAGUUCUUAUGAUACCAUCUCGUGGGGGUGAUUAUCCCGAUUACGAUGAUCGAAACAUGGCUCAUGAAGAAGACGAAGGCGUCUUCGGCAGCAUGGAAGGCAUAGCUCAUGAUGCUCAUGAAGAACUAUUUUCGCACCGCGCCUAA
Messenger RNA from Bacidia gigantensis, 1194 nucleotides. RefSeq lists its product as uncharacterized. The transcript is spliced from 3 exons. The coding region runs from base 1 to 1194 and encodes 397 amino acids. The record is from RefSeq and is a predicted model, not a curated record. Lineage: Eukaryota; Fungi; Ascomycota; Lecanoromycetes; Lecanorales; Ramalinaceae.